GCGGGUCAGAAAUGUCAAGACUUGUGUCUGAGAUCACACAGCUGAUAACUAAAAUGUCAGCUCAGUUUGAGGCAAGGAUCACCUCUUGUCCUCAUUUCGCCUUGGUUUUUCCAGGCUAUGUAGAGAUCACAGAAUUAGGAGGGCUGUUGUGGCUAUCAGAGACUAGGAAAACACCUAUCUAGAGUAAUGAAUGACUAAAUAUGCAGAUUGGUGCAAAUUUGAAAGAAAAUCGAUAUAUCUGUUUGUGCCUUCUGAUUGUACUCUCCUGUUUCCACAGGAUGAUGAAGAUAAGCUGACCUGGAAAGAUCGUUUCCCAGGUUACUUGAUGAACUUCGCCUCCAUCUUGUUCAUGAUUGCCCUGACAUUUUCCAUCGUCUUUGGGGUCAUCGUGUAUCGCAUAACAACUGCAGCAGCCCUGUCUCUCAACAAGGCUACACGCUCCAACGUCCGGGUGACAGUGACAGCCACAGCAGUCAUCAUCAACCUCGUGGUCAUCCUCAUCCUGGACGAGAUCUAUGGUGCUGUGGCCACAUGGCUCACCAAAAUCGAGGUUCCAAAAACAGAACAGACUUUUGAAGAGCGCCUGAUACUCAAAGCUUUCUUGCUAAAGUUUGUCAAUGCCUACUCGCCUAUCUUCUAUGUGGCCUUUUUCAAGGGGCGGUGAGUAUAAUGGUGUCACACGUGGUGACUUGUCACUAAGACAGGGGCCCCUGCUAGAGUCAGCUUGUCCCUACUGCCCAUUCACACCCUCAGUCCUAUUCCCCACUUCUGCCCCCACCUUGUUAUUCCUGAAGCAAUGGCAUUCGCACCACAUCAUUUUGGAUUAGAAUCUUCAGAUUCAGGUAACCAGGGAAACUGCAGGGAUUUGACCCUGGGCCCCAGAGGGUGAGUCUUGGAAUAAUCUGGGCAUCCCAACUUUGAGGAUGAGAUAGGAGGAAAUUUCAGGUCUGGUGAGUGACUUGGAAGUCUUUCAAUGCAUUUCUGACACUAGCUACCCUGAGUUAGCACAUACUU
This is a messenger RNA of Panthera uncia (snow leopard), 1014 nucleotides long. Its product is annotated as anoctamin-2-like. Lineage: Eukaryota; Metazoa; Chordata; Mammalia; Carnivora; Felidae. Gene Ontology annotation, cellular component: plasma membrane. The transcript is spliced from 3 exons. The record is from RefSeq and is a predicted model, not a curated record. Gene Ontology annotation, biological process: chloride transmembrane transport. The coding region runs from base 191 to 664 and encodes 157 amino acids. Gene Ontology annotation, molecular function: chloride channel activity.